Messenger RNA from Mercenaria mercenaria, 830 nucleotides. RefSeq names its product alpha-galactosidase A-like. Gene Ontology annotation, biological process: oligosaccharide metabolic process; glycosylceramide catabolic process; glycoside catabolic process. NCBI's taxonomy places the organism in Eukaryota, Metazoa, Mollusca, Bivalvia, Venerida, Veneridae. The record is from RefSeq and is a predicted model, not a curated record. Gene Ontology annotation, cellular component: cytoplasm. The transcript has 6 exons. The annotation marks the transcript as partial. Gene Ontology annotation, molecular function: alpha-galactosidase activity.
UUUUACAACUUCAUUGUAAAAUAAUGCAUACUUUAUGAGCCCGUCCAAACUUGCUACUGGGAUAGAAAAUAAACACACUGAUAAGUGACUUUAUUAAAGAUUACACAAAUCUAUCAGUCAUGUGAGGAGACAACUGUUCUGAUAAAACGGAGUUCAGACAGCUCAAAUCUUUAACAAUGAUUGUGAGAGUUUUACUGUUUGCCUCAUUGUGUGUAAUGAGUCGAGGGCUUGACAAUGGUUUGGCUCUGACACCACCCAUGGGUUGGGUGUCAUGGGAACGAUACAGAUGUAACAUUGACUGUGAAAAUGAUCCAGACAACUGUAUCAGUGAACAAUUGUACAUGACAAUGGCGGACUUGCUGGUGUCUGAAGGAUACAAAGACAAAGGUUAUGAAUACGUGAAUAUAGAUGAUUGUUGGAUGGAAAAACAACGGGAUGCUAAUGGCUCUUUGGUGGCUGAUAGACAAAGAUUUCCUCACGGAAUAAAAUGGCUUGCUGAUUAUGUACAUUCAAAAGGGUUAAAACUUGGUAUCUAUGAAGACUUUGGAACAUUCACUUGCGGCGGUUACCCUGGUAGCAAGUUUUACCUCCAAGAAGACGCCGAAACGUUUGCCUCAUGGGGAGUAGAUAUGUUAAAACUGGACGGAUGUUACUCAGGCAUUGACGAUAUGGAAUACGGUUAUCCAGCCAUGUCAUUUUUCUUGAACCAGACUGGACGACCAAUGUUGUAUUCCUGCAGCUGGCCUGCAUACGUUGUCUUCUAUGGAAAAAUUCCAGAUUAUAAGAAAAUUGCCAGUUACUGUAACAUAUGGCGAAACUACGCUGAUAUA